Molecule: messenger RNA, 2373 nt
Organism: Elephantulus edwardii (Cape elephant shrew)
Lineage: Eukaryota; Metazoa; Chordata; Mammalia; Macroscelidea; Macroscelididae
Product: sickle tail protein homolog
Exons: 5
Source: RefSeq, a predicted model, not a curated record
GCAUUCCAGAAGUGUUCCUUUAUGGAUGUAAAUUCAAACAGUCAUGCAGAGCAGAUGCGGACUGACAGUCAAGUUAAAGAGCCUAGGCCCGGGCCCGCAGUCCCACCCAAGGAAAAGAAGAAUUUGGAAUUUUUCCAUGAAGACGUACGGAAAUCUGAUGUUGAAUAUGCAAAUGGCCCCGCAGUGGAAUCCCGCAAGGUUGCUGCAGGGGCACUAAGGUUUAGUGACCAGCCCAAGGACAAGUGGGACAGAGAAAUGAAUAGUGUUUCUGAUGCUUCAAGAACAUCAGAACACAAAACUGGAAUUUUAGUGAAAGAAAAUGCUGCAGCCAGUAAGAGUUUGCUGAGAGAAAGUAGAGACCAUUCCCAGGAAAACGUGUCGAAAGUCAAUUCUACUACCUCUGGCACUCAUUCCUUAGAGGAUGAAGUAAGUAAAGGACUGAAAGUCUCAGAUCGGCAGACCUCAGCAGCUGAGACUCAGAAGGUGAAUUAUAAAAAGGUAAAGGAGCUGAGUCAUCCAGGACAAGAUGCUCCUAGGAGCCACCUUCCCGCGCCCACCAGACCAACUGAAUUGAGCGCUCAUGACGUCAAAGCACAAGACCGGGAAGAUUCCGUGACAGAUAUUGGCCAAGUCAUUCUAAGACCCAAGGGGGCGAGGCACACCAGCCCGAGUGCUAGUGAGGAAGGAGACCCCGCCUCGAGUUCUCCCACGGAAGAGAGCGCACCCCCUGACAACAUUGCCUUCAUGAUCACCAGCACUGCAGUCCAGGUGCUGUCCAGCGGGGAGGUCCGUGACAUAGUGAGCAAACAAGGAGAAGAUGUACAGACCGUCAAUAUUGAUGCCAAGAAGGAGCUGACCUCCCUGCCAGGAGGGAUGGAACAAGAAGAGCCAGUGGUGUGCCUCGACAAGAAGCCAGUCAUCAUCAUCUUCGACGAGCCCAUGGAUAUCCGGUCGGCCUACAAGAGACUUUCCACCAUAUUUGAGGAGUGUGAUGAGGAAUUAGAGAGAAUGAUGACCGAGGAGAAGAUCGUGGAGGAAGAAGAGGAGGAAAAUGGAGACCCCAGUAUUCAGAAUAACCCUGCCCAGGGGUUUACCCAGAAGGUUGCCUCCCUUAGCCUUGGAUCGGGACAGCCAGCUGAGGGCAAAGUGCAGUCUCACUCCCAGCCAGCAGACACCAGAAUACCAGGAGGAGGACAGGAGAGGAGUAAGAUGGACCUGAGCAAGCUCGGCCCAGCAGAGUCUCUAGACUCUGAGAACAAGUGUGACAUCACCGACGACCAGUUUGAAAGCCCCAAGAAAAAGUUCAAGUUCAAAUUCCCCAAGAAGCAGCUGGCUGCACUCACCCAGGCCAUCCGCACGGGGACCAAGACGGGGAAGAAGACUCUGCAGGUGGUGGUCUACGAAGAGGAGGAAGAAGAUGGCACCCUGAAGCAGCACAAGGAAGCCAGGCGGUUCGAGAUCUCCCGGUCCCAGCCCGAGGACGCCCCCAGGACUCCAGCCCAGAAGCCGGAGCAGCCCAGCUCAGAGGGCUCACGGCAGGUUUCAAGAACUGAUGAAAUUCGGAAGAAUACCUACAAAACCUUGAACAGCCUGGAGCAGACCAUCAAACAGCUGGAAAACACCAUCAGUGAAAUGAGUCCCAAAGCCCUAGGUGAUACCUCAUAUUCUUCCAACAGAGAUUCUGUUGCAAGCUCACCCCACCUCACUCAAGAGGCCUCUCCUCGCACCCCACUAGCUCUGGAUGAAGCUCCCACUGCCCUAGAACCCCCCACAGCGAUACCUCCAGCUUCACGUAAGGGCCCCAGCGGGACCCCACAGACCAGCAGGAUGCCUGUCCCCAUGAGUUCCAAGGGCAGAUCUGGAAGCGCGGACAAACCCAGCAAGCAGUCCAAACUGCAGGACCCCCGCCAGUAUCGUCAGGCUAAUGGAAGUGCUAAGAAAGCUGGUGGGGACAAUAAGCCUACUUCCCCCUCCUUACCUGCUUCUAAGAUUCCAGCCCUUUCUCCCAGCUCUGGGAAAAGCAGUUCUCUGCCCUCUUCCAGUGCCGACAAUUCUAGCUUCCCUAAUCCACCUGCUACUAAACCAUCGGUUACUUCUUCUAACCCUCUCAGCCCCCACACAGGACGAGCCGCUCACUCUGCCUCCCUCAUCCCCUCUGUCUCUAAUGGCUCCUUAAAGUUUCAGAGCCCCCCUCAUCCAGGUAAAGGUCACCAUCUCUCGUUCUCACUGCAGACUCAAAAUGGCCGAGCAGCCCCCCCUUCCUCCUCCUCCUCCUCCUCGUCUCUGAACCAAGGUGCCAAGAGCAUCCGGACCAUCCAUACUCCCAGCCUCACCAGCUACAAGGCACAGAACGGAAGUUCCAGCAAAGCCACC